AUUUAGCAACUAGUCAAAAUAUUGAAGAGCAUAUUUCAACUGCAGUAAAUUUAAAUAAUAACAAUGAUGAGGAUAUAUUUGCUAAAAUGUGGGCUGAUGAUCAGAUACUAGUAAAAGACGAAGUCACUCAUUAUUUAUGCUAUCCUAAUAAACGAAGAAAUCUUGAUUCUUUGAUUUGGUGGCAAGGGCAUCAGUCUAAAUCAUCGGAAGACAAGGAAAUAGAUGAUUUUCUAGAUUCAACAUAUAAAGAAAAGGUUAGUAAAGAGAGAAUUAGGGAAAAGAAACUCCGGAAACAAAACUUAUCUUCAGAUAAUACUUCAUCAGAAGAGUGGUAG
Messenger RNA from Racocetra fulgida, 335 nucleotides. The record is from the annotation of a GenBank genome assembly. Lineage: Eukaryota; Fungi; Glomeromycota; Glomeromycetes; Diversisporales; Gigasporaceae.